AUGCGUUCUAAAAACGUGUUCAGAACACCGGCCCGGCCCGAUAACAGCCUCACCGGAGUGGCCACACUACCAGCGCUGUGGGACACAGUGGUCAUUAAGUGGAACGACUACGUCGAUAAGCAAGCCGACCUCGGCAGGAGCGGCGCGAGGGAUUGCGGUGCGCCGGAGUGGCAAGACGAGUCUGUCCCAACAGACGCGCAGACGACGGGGAGAGCAGCACCGUGGGCGACGACAUGCCUAUCAACGGAGGAGGCGCGACACAUCGGAGACAAUAAGGGGAUCCGGCGUGAAAGAGCUAUCGACAUUGACGUUGACCCAGCCGAUUCCACCGACGUCGACGCCAUCACCUCCGCGGCUACCGCGCUUUCGCUCGACGUGGUCGACGACACCGUGGAGAAUCGCACCGAGGACCUUGCCGAGGCGAUGGGCCGGAUCACUUUGGACCCCGACCCCGCCCCCACCCCUCGGGGUGGGGGCACCCGCCCCUGUCGGGCACCGCUUGCGGCGCCUGGCAGGGGCACCCCCUGGAAAAGGGCUCCGAGCCCUGUCUCGCGCACGCCCCUGGCGGGCGCCGCGGACCAGUUCCGCGAGCGCUCGUCAGCGGGUGUGCGAGCCGCUCGCGGUUCGUACACCCGCUUGCGGGUUCGAGUGGCGGGCCAUCCCGCUUGCGGGAUGGCUUAG
Molecule: messenger RNA, 681 nt
Organism: Emiliania huxleyi CCMP1516
Lineage: Eukaryota; Haptophyta; Isochrysidales; Noelaerhabdaceae
Exons: 5
Coding region: 1-681 (226 amino acids)
Source: RefSeq, a predicted model, not a curated record